This is a messenger RNA of Larimichthys crocea (large yellow croaker), 1754 nucleotides long. Its product is annotated as CD48 antigen-like. The coding region runs from base 92 to 862 and encodes 256 amino acids. The record is from RefSeq and is a predicted model, not a curated record. NCBI's taxonomy places the organism in Eukaryota, Metazoa, Chordata, Actinopteri, Sciaenidae. Gene Ontology annotation, cellular component: membrane. The transcript is spliced from 4 exons.
CUCGCUCUCUCUCUCUCUCUCUCUGUCUCUGUCUCUCUCUUUUCUGUAUGAACACGGAAACUAACUUCCCCAUUCUGUAUAACGUGCCAGAAUGGAACGUAUUUUGCUCGUCUGUACAUUGGUGGUCUGUUUGCUCCAAGGGUCCAGUGCUGUGACUCCUGUGUUUGUGAAGAAGGGAGAUGAUCUGCUUCUGAAUGUCACAGAAGAUGUUCCUGAAGAUUUUAGUAUUGUUGCAUGGAAAUUCAGAGAAAAAAUUGUAGUCACAUUUUUUAAUCAAGGCAAACCAACAGUCUCUGGUGCUUACACUGGAAGGGUUGAGACUUCUAUGAAAAACUUCUCUGUGAAACUGAAGAAUCUACAAGAGGCAGACAGUGGAGUUUAUACAGCACAAGUGAUAGCUGAAGUACAACAAACACUGGAAUACAACGUCACAGUUCAAGCUCCAGUGUCUCCAGUUGGACUGACAGUGGACUCUGUGUCCAACAGCUCAGACUCCUGUAACCUCACUGUGACCUGCAGUACACAGGACUCUCACAUCAGCAGCACUUUGAGAUGUGACACUCAAACCUGCAGUCAGGAGGGAGGAGAGCGAUCAGAGGUCACGACCUCUGGUGCUUCUCUCCAUGUCUACCUGGUGAAUGGCUCCAUCAUCUGUAACCAUAGCAACCAGGUCAGCUGGACCACAAACAUGACGAACAUCCAAGAUUUCUGCCCUCAACAUGUUGGUUUUAAACCAUCACGGAACCAUGUUAUCACCUAUGUGACUGCUACAGUCGGGGUUCUCGCUGUCAUUCUCAGCAUUACUGCAGGAGUCUUUAAAUUUCGACAGAGAGGAACAGGUAAGUCCAAGUGUGCAUUUUAACACAGAAUUACAAAGUAAAAGCUCCCAAAUUUUGUAUUCUGUGCUCUAUACUGUAUUCAAAAUAUAAUCAACAUGUGAUUUUUGUGACUGAUCUGCAGAUGAAAGAGAGAACACUGAAAAUACAAUAUAUGCCGUUCCUGAGGCUGUUCAGCAGGGCGAUCACAGUCCUCAUGAGGUUGUUUAUUCUGACCUGGAGUCCUGCUGCUUGCAAAUGUCUCUGCUUGUGCUGCUUGCUCUUGUUCAAAUGUGCUUUGGACUCGAUGAACCUGAUGGCAUGACCGUCUAUCCAGACCUUAUGCUCCCCAUGUGUUUGUUUGUAUUUUAUUCUAGUUUUUCUAAGGCCAGUUUUCAUUACAAAAGGUGUAACUUCAAUUAUUAAUCAGUAUCUAAAGAGACAAUAUGGCAACUAUGAAGUUUACAUUAGAUCAUGUUUUUUCUUCUCCCUUUGAGUUUUGACACACAUGUGACGUCAUACUGUACUGAGGUAAAAGUGAAUACUGAGAUUAUUGUGAGCAGAAGAGUCUCAAGUGAAAGCCAUGCUUUCCUUGUAGUAGUAAGUAAGACGUUUGAAAAGAACCAGAAAUCUUUUAGAUUUUAAAUCAAGAGACGGAGGAACAAGUGCAGUUUGUAAUGUCUUUUUCUAAAUGCCAAAUACUGUGAUGUCAAGGUGAUGUAAAUGCUUUCUUUGUUUGCUUGUGUUUAAGUUGCAUCCAUGUCAAACAGCUUACUCUGCUCUGAAUGAAAAACAUAGAGCCAUUUCAUGCAUGUUGGAUAAAAAUAAAUAUUCAUUGUAAUGUUAUGAAGAACAGGGUUCUCGAUUGUUUCACUCUUAAUCAUAGUGAGUUUACUUCACAUGUUAAUACAGUAACACCUGGUUUGUUUUCCAGAUGGG